UUACACGCCCAACAAACGCGAACUAUCGCCCUGUCACAACAACCUGUGACCUCCUAUCCGCUGUUGGUACCUCUCUUCAUCUCCCUCCAUCCCUCCUCCCCCGUCAGCCCCCACCCCGCCUCUGUGAGUAAACCCCCCUUUCCCCAGUUCAUUGCCGCCAACCACCAUCAGCCCUUAUAAUCUUCCCAUCACCUUUCCUCAACAACUCAUCCUCUCCAUAUCACCAUUAGGCAAUCAUCAUGGGGCAGAAUCCUUCUCAGAUUAUGGACAAUAUUGUCUCCGGCUCCAAUUGUACCUGUUUCCCAGCAUUUGCCUUGUGGGGUUUUACCGCUAACAUGGUUGCACAGUUGAUCAUGAUGAAGUGGAUCGAUUGCGCAAGAGGUUCAUGAAGCUGGAUAAGGCAUGUUUAUGGGCAUAUCCCGGGCCGUUGAUCGUAUUGGAGCAAAUGGCUUAUUGCUGGGGGCUUACUUAGGACAAUUCCGGUACCAUAGAGCGUGAGGAAUUUCUGAGUCUACCGCAAGUCUCGUCAAACCCCCUAGCCACCAGGUACACAUUCCGGCUUCCCCGUUUGCUGCAUCGUCGAUGAGACGAAACAAGGCUCCGCUUACAAAGCUACGUGCGUGCUUGUGCGCAGGAUGAUCGCUAUUUUUGAUGAAGAUGGUGGUGGUGAUGUCGAUUUCCAGGAGUUCGUUUCCGGUUUGAGCGCUUUCUCCAGCAAGGGGAAUAAAGAAGAGAAGCUCCGGUUCGCCUUCAAGGUCUACGACAUUGACCGGGAUGGUUUCAUUUCCAAUGGCGAGCUAUUCAUCGUUCUCAAGAUGAUGGUCGGGAGUAAUCUGAAGGACCAGCAGCUGCAACAGGUAUGUCCCCAGCUUGUUGAGCUAAUUUCGGGUCCAAACUUUCGUUCCAGCACCACCUCCUUUCCUUCCCCGCCUCAGAAACCAAAAGAACCCAUCCCAAAAGGGGCUCACCGCUAAUGUAUGUCUUACAAUAUUCGCCUCUAGAUCGUGGACAAGACCAUGAUGGAGGCGGACGAGGAUCUGGAUGGCAAGAUCAGCUUUGAGGAGUUCUGUAAAAUGGUCGAGCACACUGAUGUCUCGAUGAGUAUGAUGACCCUGGAUCAGUUCUAAUUUUCUAGGCGAAUCCCGGUUUUACCAACAAGCUCCCGUGGCAAUAUCUCUUCAUUUUCUCCCACUCUCUCCUCCCCCUGCAUAUUUCUUUUCUUUUCUUUUCUUUUCUUUUUCUUUUUUGCUCUUAUUGAAGGCGAUAGCGCUCGCUCGUUCGUUCAUUCGUUUUUUUUUUGCCCUUUUCGCCUUCGGCCUGUGUUCUCAUGAAUAGUAGUUGAUGUCUGAUACUCCCGAAAGAGAUAUGUUUUGGGGCCUGUUGUUCCGGGUUCAAUGGUUGUCUCAAGCAUCCUAAUCGUCCCAAGUGGCUACGAUGGCCGAUCGCCACAAAUGAGGCGGCAACUCAUCGAUCUCGUGCACCUAGCGGUUCGCCUCACUGUCACAUCGUGCGUCCGCCCCAAAUUCCACGACCCAUCGGAAGAACAUAUGGAGCCCGUGCCACCCGCCCUUCCUCCUUUCAGCUCUUGAUGGUGUACAAGAACCAGAACAUUCAAAGCUCACAAGUUGUCAUUACCGUACUGCCUACUGCACUAGUACAAGUACCUAUAAUACUCUAAUCACCAACCGCCAGCCGCUACCGCACGCUACCGUAUUGUAGCACCCUCUGUGUGAUCACUGGUGAUGAUGGGAUGAGGGGAGUUUUCCUUUCUCUCUCUCUUUUUUUCUUCUUGGGCCCCGAAGAAUUCCGACCGUAAAACAAAUUGUCGCGUCUCUAUUCUACCUCAUAGUGAAUUCAUGCAAUAAUAAUAAAAAAAUAAAAAAAGGGAAAAAGGGAAAAACACGACGUUAUCUUUCGACCUUCUCUCUCCAUAUUCCCCCUCCUGACUCCCUUCCCGCAAUUGUCCCCCUAAAUGAUACAAAUACAUAUAUUCAGAUAAUCUAUAACCCAGUAACUCCUCGACAGGCACCGACCAACCCCAACACCAAGUUUAUACCCAUACCAUAACAUCUACUGAAGC
Messenger RNA from Tuber aestivum (summer truffle), 2080 nucleotides. The record is from the annotation of a GenBank genome assembly. NCBI's taxonomy places the organism in Eukaryota, Fungi, Ascomycota, Pezizomycetes, Pezizales, Tuberaceae.